Myotis davidii is the source of this 1670-nucleotide messenger RNA. Its product is annotated as F-box only protein 31. The record is from RefSeq and is a predicted model, not a curated record. Gene Ontology annotation, molecular function: protein binding. The coding region runs from base 1 to 1590 and encodes 529 amino acids. Lineage: Eukaryota; Metazoa; Chordata; Mammalia; Chiroptera; Vespertilionidae. The transcript has 3 exons.
AUGGAGGAGUGCGCUUGCCUCUGCGGUGUGGGCUCUUUACGGGGUUGUAAGUGUCAUCAGAAGAGCCCAGCUGAGACCGUAGCAGCUGAUGGCAAUCAGGCCCCCGCAGAAAAGCAGGUCGAGGCAGACGCCGCAGUGCGGUGCUGUGCUGGGAGUGGAGGAAUCGCGAGCCCCAAGCCGCCCCUGCCCCCGCCGCCCCCGCACUGUUCACUGCAGGACCUGCCAGUGGAGAUUCUGGUGGGGAUCUUUGCCUCGCUCCCCGGCACCGACCUGGCCAGCCUGGCCCGGGCCUGCACCAAAUUCCACCACAUCCUGCACACCGACAGCAUCUGGAGACGGCGCUGCCGCGAGGAGUUCGGCGUUCGUGAGAACCUGCAGAACCCGGAGAUGACUGGUAUGUCUUACCGAGAAGUCUAUGCGAAGCUGUUUCCGUACAGACACAUUUUGGGGUUGUGGCAGCUAAAUUAUAGCUAUAGAACACUGCUGCAUGUCGUGGUGGACGGCUUGUGCAUUACUGGUUGGUCGUACAGGCCUUCCCUUAACACCCAUGUGUGUGGCCCAAUACAUUUCAAGCCCUCGUUCAGGAUUCGCCUGACGGAGCGGAACUCAGCCGCGCUGGAGUGCCUGGCGGGCCUCCUCGGCAGGCCCCACCACGGCCACGUGCAGAUCCAGGGGGACAGGCUCACCAUCCAGUGCAAGAGCACAGACCACCGGACGGGUUCACCCACGCGGCUUAGGGGAGAACCGGGGCGGGGGCGGGGGCCGGAGGACGGACCGCAGUACGACUGCCUGACCUACCGCCGCCUCUACCUCCCGCCGCGCCACCCGGACGACCCCAUCCGGCCAGGCCUCUUCCAAUACUACUAUGAUGCCUUCAGCCUAAAGAUCGCCAUGCUCAGCUUCCAUGGGAAGUACGCCAGGGUCACCAAUAUCACGGGAGACUCCAGCGGGAUGUUAGAGAUCCACCUCAGGCGCCGCAUCCGGCUCACCAUCCAGUGCAAGAGCACAGACCACCGGACGGGUUCACCCACGCGGCUUAGGGGAGAACCGGGGCGGGGGCGGGGGCCGGAGGACGGACCGCAGUACGGCGCGUUCUUCCGCACCUUCCAGGAGCUCGCCCGCGUGAUCCGGGAGAUGGAGGAGCAGGUGACCCGGGAGCAGCAGCAGCAGCAAGAAGACGGGGCUGCGGAAAGCCAGGGCCAUGGCUGGCAGAGCCCUGCCCAGCCCAGCGCCGGGGAGUCCGGGGCGGCCGCUUCGGAGGAGCAGCCUGUCCGGUUUGUGCUGCCUGUGGGCGUGCGCUCGAGUGAGCAGAACUACCCCCGAACCUGCAGGAUGUGUUUCUACGGCGUGGACACUGUUUCUGUUGGCUUCCGUGGCUUCUCCUAUACCAGGCGCUUACCUGGAGCCUUCAUCCUGUUCGAUGAGGACCACUUCGGGUUCAUCUGGCUGGAGGGGAAAUACUUCUUCCUGUUCGGCAGAGUCCAGAACACCUUCCAGAAUGUGGAGGCGCCGUCCCCACAGGCCUUCCUGGAGAUGCUCAAAAACACUCAGUCCGGACCCCCUGGGAGGAGCAGCUUGCAUGCACUUUGAAGAUUUGACCUUCUGACCAGGUUACCCACCUUUGUUUGUUUUUUUAAUCCUCACCCGAGGAUAUUUUCCCAUUGAUGUUU